This is a messenger RNA of Chiloscyllium plagiosum (whitespotted bambooshark), 664 nucleotides long. Lineage: Eukaryota; Metazoa; Chordata; Chondrichthyes; Orectolobiformes; Hemiscylliidae. The record is from RefSeq and is a predicted model, not a curated record.
AUUCCCAGGAGAGACCCAGGUUCCGAGCUGUGUGUGUAUGAUGUUGGAGCUGGGAGCAUGCUCAAUACCUCACGCUGUGCCUACUUGGCCAGGAGGUGUGUGGGCCAGGAGCUGCAGCUGGUGAAGGAUGGUCAGUGUGAGGACAUGGACCUCCUGUGGGCAGCAGAGAGAGCCCGCCUCUCCACCUUCAGCUCCAAGAGGGAGCUCUGUGAGUUUCUCGACACCUGCUAUGAGUGGGAGCGGUGUGCAGAGUCGAGGUGCAGAUGUCUCCUGCCCAAUCAAUGUCCGAAGGGAGAUGCGAAGGAUUAUUGUGUCGUCUUAGGUUCUGUUGAGAGAAAUGUCAGCCUUUGCAUGCUGGGAGCGAUGAAAUGCAAGAAGAUUAACUUUCGGAUGUGUACAGCCCCUGAGGAAAAUCCCCAGGACCCUGUGCAAUGAGGACAGCUGACUGUGCCUCUGAUCCAUCACAGAGUGAGCGGGAGUGCACAGCUCAUGGCACCAAAACCAGAGGCCUCUUAGAUUAACCAACUUUCAGCAAAGCAUAUACCAAAAUAAAUUACAAUGAGCUCUUUCUUUCAUGCUGGUACAGCUUAUAUUGGAACUCCACCAUCUAUAUGACAUGGAGUUUGUACAUUCCAGUAAAAUAAAGACCAAGUUGACAAGUUUA